This is a messenger RNA of Trichoderma citrinoviride, 3006 nucleotides long. RefSeq lists its product as hypothetical. The coding region runs from base 1 to 3006 and encodes 1001 amino acids. The transcript is spliced from 4 exons. Lineage: Eukaryota; Fungi; Ascomycota; Sordariomycetes; Hypocreales; Hypocreaceae. The record is from RefSeq and is a predicted model, not a curated record. Gene Ontology annotation, molecular function: DNA binding; DNA-binding transcription factor activity, RNA polymerase II-specific. Gene Ontology annotation, biological process: regulation of DNA-templated transcription.
AUGGACGAUGAUGAGUUUAUAGAUUUCUCCGAUUGCAUUGACAACGCAGCCGUCCCAAACGAGUCAUGCGAGUCUUGCAUCCAGCAGCACAACCGCUGUCAAGUGACACCAGAGAGUAGACCUUUGGGAGUCUGCACGUCUUGCAUGGAAGCGGGAAGAGUCUGUUCCUUAACAACUACGAGGGGGGGCGCUAUUGAGGCUCAAACAGGGGCAUUCUCCAACGAUCAUCAGAACAUGCUGCAGCAGCUUGCAGGGCACACAUACAGCACAUCAGAGUCCAGCUUCACGAUAAACGAAUCGCAGGGCGAAGAUGCCACGGAUCCUGUGGAAAGACAACCCAAAGCAGGCGCCAGAUUCUCACGAGAGGCACUCCGGAUUCUUAGAAACUGGCUAACAUCCAACCAUCGCCGUCCGUAUCUCAGCAGCGAAGACAAGGAGGACCUGUCGCGUCAGACAGGCUUGAACAAGACACAGAUCAGCAACUGGGUGGCAAAUGCUCGUCGCAGAGGGAAAGUCCGGGCUCCUCGCUCCAUCUCGUCGAGUCCGGGUCGACUCCCUAUCGGUAUCGACAUUCCACCGAGAGUUGCUCCCCUCACACGAGAGAUGAGUCCGAUGGAGCGAUGGCGGAAUUCUCCGCCUGAUCAGGAGCCGGCCUCAAUAGCUGCCAUUGCUACGGCGGUAUCGUGUUCCAAACUCUCGGCUGGGGCCAAUGACAGGAAUAGGAGCAUCGAUGAUGGUUUGGCGGGCUCUCUCGAUCGUCUUUCAUCCGCCGGCAGCUCGAGAACAUCGCAUUCCAGUAAAGGCUCGCUUAGCACAGUCGACUCUCACAAGUCUCGCGAGUCUCUGGUAUCUCUAUCCUCACUGAAGAGUCGCGGAAGACGUCGCCGACGCCGACAGGCCUCCAAGGCCGUCAAUAUUUCGUCCAUGCUUCCCACUAUACAUAUGUACCAGUGCACCUUCUGCACUGAGACGUUCAAGACGAAGCACGACUGGCAGAGACACGAGAAGUCAUUGCAUUUGUCUCUUGAGCGAUGGGUUUGCUCACCCGAUGGGCCAAUACAGUUAUGCGCCGAAUGGAAUUGCCUGGCAUGCGUCUACUGCGGAUUGAAGAAUCCAACUCCGGAGCACGCCGAUCAGCACAAUGACUUUGUGUGUGCUGAAAAGUCAGUGCAAGAGAAGACUUUCUACCGAAAAGAUCAUCUACGCCAGCAUUUGAACAUUGUUCACGAUGCAAAGUUCCAGAAAUGGCCCAUGAAUGAUUGGAAAGUAGCGACACCACCUGUGCGAUCUAGGUGUGGGUUCUGUGGCACCUUACUGGAUUCCUGGGAUGCCCGCGUCGGACACCUUGCUGAACAUUUCAAGAAAGGCAAGUCCAUGGCGGACUGGAGGGGCGACUGGGGCUUCCAGAACGAGAUACUGAGGAUUGUUGAGAAUGGAAUGCCGCCUUAUCUCAUCCACCACGAGCGGAAUACUCUUGAUCCCUAUGAAGCUUCUAGAGGUGAAGUCAGAUGCGGCAAAGAUUUAGAAGACUAUGUCAAGCUUUGGCUCAUUGACUAUGUCAAUGACAGAAAUAUGUCUGGCAUGGCGGUUACAGAUGGUCAACUGCUUCUUGAGGCUCAAAGGAUUGUCCAGAAGGUUGAUAUAGAAGACACCUCGCCUACAGGUCCUGCUGUAUCAUGGUUCCGCGAUCUCAUCAUGCUUCAGGGAACGUCUCCUGAUGCGGCAAACGUUAGACACCCUACGACUUCGAAGACUGCGGCAUGGACAGCUCAGAUUGAGAAACUGCACGCUUCCAAGUGCGCAAAUGCUGACUUGGGAGUUAUCGGAUGCGAAAAGGAGAAGAUGCUCCUGCAGUAUGUCAAGUCCAGACAGACUUGCGGCCAAAUACCCACAGAUGCCGAGCUACAAUUCCAAGCAUGCAGGAUCUUGGAGGAUGUCGAACCCAAGUCCAACUUUAAAUGCAAAGAGGCCGUGCAAUGGUUCAAGUUCUUGAUCAACUAUUCAACCCACUGGCUCUUUAAUUUCAAGCGCCGAAGCCUGACUGCAGCUGGUCAAUUCGAAGCCACAAAAGCUGACGCAACUAUUUCUCUUCAAGCCUUACACUGGAGUCUCUCAGAUGAGGCUGUCAGUCACACAUCACCAAUGGAUGCCAAGGGCUCUCAGCCCUCAUCGUCGAUAGAAACGCCACCGUCCACCAAUUCCCAGAGUCAGCCGUUACGCUAUUUCCUCAGCGAUGCAAACUGUUACGGGAGGCUGGAAAAGGAACUCACUCGAUUCGUCACCAGCUGUCUCAGCCCAAACAACCCACUUCAACACGUCCCCACCGAUGAAGAGCUCCAAUAUCAGGCUCGCUGGAUAAUCUACGAUGAUGACGAUCCAUGGAACCAGACCGCUGCCGACAAUGCCGAGUGGCUGGCUCGAUUCAAACGCGACGCUGGUCUUGUCACCUCUGACGGAGUCAACGGCCUGGUAGCAACUGGCGCUCCUCGGCCUUGGAGGAUAAAGGACGGCGGAACAGGCUUCGUACCACCGUUCGUCAAGCCUAAGGCAGAUGCUACGAUACAAGUUGCGGAAGACUUACCCGUAUACAUUGACUAUCGGCUGUACACUGUGGGCAAAGAUACAGCAGAACGCUACAUUCGCGGGCUCUGUGACGGAGAGUAUCAGCCUCCUCCCUUGGUGUUCUGUUCGCGCGAGCUGGAACAGGGCCUAAAUGUCUACAUCGAAGAAUGCAUCAAGGAGCUCUAUGUGCCUUCAGAUGAUGACUUGCGCUCCAAGGCGCGAGAAAUACUGGGCAUGGAGAGCACUGCGGCCGAUGACCCAAAACUGCUUGAGGCGUUCAAAGCAAUGCAUGCUCUUUGGCAGACGCAAGCCAACGACUUGACUGCGUUCAUACCAGACGGGCAUGCCAGUAGCAACAAUGUCGGAUUCUCGGAUGGUAUGAAUGACUGGGGAUUGGAUGCGGAGCAGAUGAAUGCUUUCGACGUACUACCGAAUUCAACUUAA